GAGGAGACUGGUGACAACAGUAGCUCGCCGUUCUCCCGCAGUUCUGUUAACAACGCACUAGCCAUUAAAGCUAGUUACGGAGGAAAAUGAUGCCCUUGCAGCCUGAAUGGAGGAUGCUUUACGUACGAGCCGGUCCACAUGGGACACAAGUGUAUUACCGGGAAUGCACAUAAAAUCCCAGACAAUGUGCAGCUCCAGAACCCACUAUCGGCUGCCUAGGCUAACAUGUGCUCAGCCCCCACCUUCACUCCCUAUUCUCCCAUGACUGCGUGUCCACGCACGUCUCCGACUCGAUCAUCAAGUUUUUUGGAGACUACAGUUACCAACAACAACAAGAAAGCCUACAGGGAGGAGGUGAGAGCCCUGGCGAAGUGGUGCCAGGAAAAUAACCUCUCCCACAAUGUCAACAAAACGAAGGAGCUGAUCGUGGACUACAGGAGAAAGAGAGAGCACAGCCCCAUCCAAAUCGACGGGGUUGCAGAGGAGAGGGUCAAAAGCGUCAAGUUCCUCGGCUUGCACGUCCCUGACGACCUGAAAUGGUCCCUUCACACAGACAGUGUGGUGAAGGAGGCGCAACAGCACCUCUUCAACCUCUGGACCCUCACAAACUUCUACAGAUGCACCAUUGACAGCAUGCUGGCAGGCUGUAUCACCUCCGGGUACGACAAUUGCACUGUCCGCAGCCGCAGGGCCCUCCAGAGGGUGCUGUGGUCUUCCCAAUGCAUCACCAGGGGCCUGCCCUUCAGGACAUCUACAGCACCCGGUGUCACAGAAAGGCCAAGAAGAUCAUCAAGGCCCUCAGCCACCCGAGCCAGGGCCUGUUAUCCCCGCUACCAUCUAAAAGGCAGAGCCAGUAUAAGUGCAUCAAAGCUGGGACCGAGUGACUGAUUUAACAGCUAUCUCCAGGCCAUCAGCCUGUUAAACAGUCACCACUAGCUGGCCUCCGCCCAGUACUCUGCCCUGAACCUUAGAGUCAGGCCGUGUCAGAGGAAGGCCCUAAAAAUUGUCAAAGACUAGCCACCCAAGUCAUAGACUGUUCUCUCUGCUACCGCAUGGCAAGCGAUACUGAUGCACAAAGUCUGGAACUAACAGGACCCUGAACACCUUCUAACCCCAAGCCAUAAGACUGCUAAAUAGUUUGUCCGGGUAGCUAUUUGGUUAACUUAACUAUCUGCAUUGACCCUCAUUGCACUAACUUUUUUUGAUUCAUUACAUACGCUGCUGCUACUGUUAAUUAUGCUUAGUCACUUUAUUCUGUAGUUUUUGAACGGGUACUGGUACCCCGUGUAUAUAGCCAAGUUAUCGGGGAGGCAGGUAGCCUAAUGGUAAAAGUGUUGGACUAGUAACCGAAAGGUUGCAAGAUCGAAUCCUGGAGCUGACAAGUUAAAAAUCUGUUGUUCUGCCCCUGAACAACGUAAUUAACCCACUGUUCCCCUGUAUGCUGUCAUUGUAAAUAAGAAUUUUUUUCUUAACUGACUUGCCUAGUUAAAUAAAAGUGUAUAUAUAUAUAUAUAUA
Molecule: messenger RNA, 1516 nt
Organism: Oncorhynchus masou masou (cherry salmon)
Lineage: Eukaryota; Metazoa; Chordata; Actinopteri; Salmoniformes; Salmonidae
Exons: 2
Coding region: 226-888 (220 amino acids)
Source: RefSeq, a predicted model, not a curated record